Symbiodinium pilosum is the source of this 1204-nucleotide messenger RNA. NCBI's taxonomy places the organism in Eukaryota, Dinophyceae, Suessiales, Symbiodiniaceae. The record is from the annotation of a GenBank genome assembly.
AUGAACUUCCCUGUGCCAUGGAGGGCCCUUCUACCAGCAGACGCGGUGCCCACAUUCUCUGGCGCGGAUGGCCUCCGGGAGAUCUGUGAUGCCACAGGCGCAGGCUGCGAGCUGUCUGGUGACGGUGAUACGCCGUCGUCGCUUUCGGACAAGAUCCUCACCAUUAGCGGGAAUGUAGAGCAAAAGGAGGCAGCUUGUCGAAGAAUUGUGGACAAGCUCAGGGUGCUACAGGAGGUCGUCGACCAGGAGCCCGGAGUCUUCGUGAUCAUUGUCCCUUCAACUGCAGCACCAGCGGUGAUAGGGAGCAAAGGUGCCCAAAUCAAGGAGGUCAUCGAGCUCAGCGGGGCAGAGGUGAGCGUGGCCAAAGAAAGCAUUCACGGAAUGAACGACCAGCCCAUUGGAGUCACUGGGACUGGUGGUCAAGUGGUCUCUGCUGUGAGCAAGAUCAAUGCCAUCCUGCAAGAUCUAGCUGAUAGAGGCAGGCUACAGCCCACCGACUUCCGGUACAGACCUGGAGCCCAGAGACCAGAGGACUCGGGCGGUAUGGGUGGAUCCUUCGGAGCCCCCGGCCGUGCAGCACAGCCCACGGGAGGCAAUCCCCGCACCAACGCAAAAUUCGUUGUGGCGACACAGGUGGCCGGCUGGAUUAUCGGAAAGCAGGGCCGCCACAUACGUGAGUUGCAGGAGAACAGCGGGGCCCACAUACAAGUGCUUAAGGAGGGCGAGGUUCCACCUGGAGUGCCGGUGACCGACCGUAUUGUUGAGAUCGGGGGCCGCUUCGAAGCAAAGGCAGAAGGCAUCCAGAUCAUUCUCAUAGCUGUGGACAACAUGCCGGCUUUAUCAGCUCCGCGCGAGACGCUGAUGCUGAUCCCCCGGCAGCUCACAAAUGAUGCAGAGAUCAAGGACGUUCGCCAGAUGUCAGGCUGCGAAAUCGAGGUUCGUGACCUGCCCUCCCACGAUGAGGGACUCUGCACGCUGCUUGGGAACAUCGAGUCUCGCGUGAAGGCAGCGCAGCAGUUCCUCAAGAGACUGGAGGAGGUCAUGGCUGACGGCAGCGUGUCGCUGCCUGCUCCAUCCUAUGGUGCCAGGCCAUCCCCUCCCGAGACUUUACCAGAGGGCUCCGAUAUUUGGUCAAAUCCUGCUCCGAGUGCCAAGGAAGAUCCCUGGGCCAAAGAUGAUCCUUGGAGUCGAGCUAGGGACGGAG